AAGAUGAUUUGGAACAACCUCCUCUGGAUAGUAAUGUUCCUUUCUCUAUAUGGACCUGGAAUAAUGGGGAACAUCUUCAUAUUUGUGAAACAUGUCCAUACACUUGUCACUGGGACUGAGAGAAAACCCACAGAUCUUAUCCUUAUUCAAUUGGCGUUUUCUAAUAUAACAAUUAUUUGUACCCUUGAACUCAAAGAUAUAGCCACAGAUUUUUAUUUCAGGAAAUUCCUAGGUAAGAUUGAUUGUAGACUUGUGGUUUUUCUGGGAAGGCUGGCUCGAGGUCUUUCCAUCUGCACCACCUGUCUCCUCAGCAUGGUCCAGGCUGUCACCAUCAACCCCAGGAUAACCCUGUGGAGAAAACUCAAACCACAGACUGCAGGACAGGUUCUUCCCUAUCUCUUCCUCUUUUGGAUCUUUAAUUCUCUGAUAAGCUCCAACUUGCUGCAUUAUAUCACAGCAGUCACUAAUGUGAACAGAUCUGUUGUUGGCACUUAUGGUAGGUACUGCUAUAUGCUACCAUCUUCUCCAAGAGUGAGGUGGCUUUUCAUCUCUCUUAUGGCUCUUCGUGAUGUUGUCUUCCAGAGUCUCAUGGGCUGGAGCAGUGCGUCCAUGGCUGUCCAUCUGUAUAAACAUCACAAGCGUGUCUCCUAUCUUCACAGCUCCAAGUGUGUGAACAAUUCCAGCCCCGAAAUCAGAGCCACACUGAGCACUCUCAUUCUCAUGACCUGUUUCCUUUUCUUCUAUUGGGCAGAUUUCCUUUUCUCCUGCUAUACAGGUUUCACAGGGGAACAUGAUUACAUAAUUUCAGCUAUUAAAAGUUUUCUAGAACCUGGAUAUGCUGUUCUCAGCCCCUUUGUUCUGAUCAGCAGAGAUGUCCAUGUUGCUAAAUUCUGGAAUAUUCAUUAA
Messenger RNA from Jaculus jaculus (lesser Egyptian jerboa), 906 nucleotides. RefSeq names its product putative vomeronasal receptor-like protein 4. Lineage: Eukaryota; Metazoa; Chordata; Mammalia; Rodentia; Dipodidae. Gene Ontology annotation, molecular function: pheromone receptor activity. The transcript has a single exon. The coding region runs from base 4 to 906 and encodes 300 amino acids. The record is from RefSeq and is a predicted model, not a curated record. Gene Ontology annotation, cellular component: membrane. Gene Ontology annotation, biological process: G protein-coupled receptor signaling pathway.